Messenger RNA from Bicyclus anynana (squinting bush brown), 1287 nucleotides. RefSeq lists its product as uncharacterized. Gene Ontology annotation, cellular component: plasma membrane. The coding region runs from base 1 to 1170 and encodes 389 amino acids. The record is from RefSeq and is a predicted model, not a curated record. Gene Ontology annotation, biological process: detection of chemical stimulus involved in sensory perception of smell; sensory perception of smell. The transcript has 4 exons. NCBI's taxonomy places the organism in Eukaryota, Metazoa, Arthropoda, Insecta, Lepidoptera, Nymphalidae. Gene Ontology annotation, molecular function: odorant binding; olfactory receptor activity.
AUGCGUUUCAUUACUUGGAUCCAAAAGAGUUUUAUCAGUUGUAAACAUCAUCUAACAAAUAAUAGUCUUGAGAGUAUUAUUUGGUUGGUUAACUUGGUACCAUCGAAAGCAGGCUUUUCUAUAUUGAAAGAGACUACUUCUGCACCAUUCUGGAUAGUACAUUUCUCUCUGCUUUUCUAUGUAUAUGUUGUUGGCAAUGUCGUGUAUCAAGUAAAAUUUGCUCAAGGCGCCGGUGAUUUUAUAAAGAGCUAUGUCAAUAUAUCUAUAUUGAUAAUAGCAUCCAACAACAGCUACUGGUUUAUAAUGAAAAGACCGCUCCUGAGAACUGUACUUGAACAAGUUGAACGAAAUGAUCGGCUAGCGUCGGAUUGUGAAUUUCUGAAGGAAAAGCAUGUGCAGCUUUUGUCUGUUAUCAAGAAGAUUGUGAUAGCUUUGUAUGGAUCUAAUCUCUUGGAUGCCGUUUUUAUUUAUUUUCCAAACCGAAUUAAUCUAUCGAAUAAUUAUUUUUCCAUGUCACCUUGUGUUGGUCUAGAACCUUUGGAUAAAUCACCGAAUCGUGAUAUAUGUCAUGCAAUAUUAUUAACACAAGAACUAUCAAUAGCGACAGUACUUCUCCACUAUCAAGCUCUUCUGCUGUUUCUAAUAGCUCAUACUACAGCGAUGUAUAAGUUGCUUUCUGCGGAGAUGCUUGCCUUCGACGAGUACGAAGAUUGCCAGGAAAGCAGUGACAUUAUAAAAAAACGUUUGCCGUUUCUUAUUGAGCGUCAUGCUUUGAUAUUGGAUAUUAUAAAAAAUCUUAAAGCGUUAUACAGCAUGCCGAUUGGAGUUAAUUUUGGUUCUAACGCCGUUUGCAUCAGUUUGUUUUUCUACUUGCCUUUACCAGAAUGGUUGAUGUUCACUCCCAUACUUUUUUAUUGCUUUCUUGUUUUCUUUUUGUACUGUUUUCUUUGUCAGAGGUUGAUUAACGCUUCGGAACAUUUUGAGAAUGCAAUCUACAGUUGCGGGUGGGAGAAGUUCGAGUUAAAUGAGAAGAAAACAAUAUACCUCAUGUUACUGCUGGCACAGAAGCCUGUCACUCUUUUAGCUGCUGAUAUUAUACCAGUUAACAUUUAUACAUUUGCUACAACAUUGCAAGCGAUGUUUAAAUUUGUUACUGUAGUCAAAUUUUAAUAAUAUUUACUUCGUUGCACAUGCCUAAUCUUAUAAUUAAUAUGUAAUUAGUUUAAUUUAUCUUUGCACGUCAUGCUAUGUGUUUUAUUAAAUUUCACAUUAAUAUUAUUACGUAGU